GACUCUUCAAACCUUAUUCUGGCCGACCUGCUCCGGGGCAGCUCAGCACCUCAGCCGUCUUUGUUCACUCAAUUGUCUCUUUUUCUAUUUGUUUAAGUCGCAGAAAAGUCGCAGACAAAAUGCAGGUUAUGCCGGCUUGUAGGAGCCUGUCUCUACUCACGAGCCAUGGCUGCCGAGCAAGCGUGUCCGCGCUGCGAAGCACCGUCAGACACAACUCCACCAAAACCACUCCUCCGCUGUUCACCACCACGACCACCCCCGACGGCAAAGAACAGAAGCUGCUCAACAUAUUCGGCAAAACGUACCUCGCCGACGACUUCACAAACAUCUCCCCCUCAAUUGCAGAGCGCACUUCGCGGAGACUACUCCACGAGCCCGCGAACCCGCUCUCCAUCAUUAAGAAACUGAUCGAGUCAAACUUCCCCGCGGACGAGUACACUGUCUACGACCCACCCGAGCCCGCGGUCUCCGUCUACGAGAACUUCGACUCGCUCAACUUCACGCCCGACCACCCCGGCCGCAGCAAAAGCGACAGCUAUUAUCUCAACUCCGACACCAUCAUGCGAACACAUACCUCCGCGCACCAGGGCCACUGCUUCCGCACGAUCCCCACCCCGGGCUUCUUGAUCUCCGCCGACGUCUACCGCCGCGACGAAAUCGACCGGACGCACUACCCUGUCUUUCACCAGAUGGAAGGCGCGCGCGCGUGGAACCGCGACGACUUUGCAUCGGAAGCAGACCUGAUUGCAAAGAUCAACAGCGAUACCCUCAAGAUCCCCAGCCCUGGCCUGCAAAUCCUCGACAGCGACAAGCAGUUCGACAAGUCCGAGAACCCAAAACAACCUGGCAUGUCACCCGAGCUCUGCAUCGCGCUUUCGAACCACCUCAAACGCACGCUCGAGAUGGUCGUCGGCGGCAUCUUCUCGUCAAUCAGAGAAAUGGACCCCGCGUCCGCAAACAAAGACCAAGUCCAGAUCCGCUGGAUCAACGCUUACUUCCCCUUCACCGCUCCUAGCUGGGAAAUGGAAGUCUACUGGGACGGCGACUGGCUCGAACUAUUCGGCAGCGGCGUGACUGAAGCUCCGGUCUUUGACAUGGCGCAGGUGCCAAACCACGUAGGCUGGGCCUUUGGCCUCGGCCUCGAACGUCUCGCCAUGCUUCUCUUUGGUAUCCCAGACAUCCGUCUGUUUUGGUCCACUGACGAACGGUUUCUCGGCCAGUUUAGCGAGGGGAAAAUUAACCGGUUCCAGAAGUUUUCGAAAUACCCUAGCGCGCAUAGAGAUAUCGCGUUCUGGUUGAAGGAUGGAUCUGCGCCUGAGGACUUUCACGAUAACGAUUUCAUGGAUAUCGUCCGCGAUCAUGCUGCGGAUCUUGUCGAGGACGUAAAGCUAAUUGAUAAAUUCACACACCCCAAAUCCGGCCGCCACAGUUUAUGCUACAGAGUCGUCUACCAAUCCAUGGAACGAACCCUGCAAAGCGACGAAAUUAACGCGCUUCAGGAGACAAUCAGAUCUGAGGUUGCUCAGAAAUUCGGCGUCCAGCUUCGAUAAUCUAUUUUCGAAUCUCUUGUAAAUAUAACAGCAUACACGCAUCUACAUAAUAAUUCUCUACGACUCUAUAUGUUCAAAUAAUAGA
Myxozyma melibiosi is the source of this 1635-nucleotide messenger RNA. Its product is annotated as phenylalanyl-tRNA synthetase alpha subunit. Gene Ontology annotation, biological process: phenylalanyl-tRNA aminoacylation. The record is from RefSeq and is a predicted model, not a curated record. Gene Ontology annotation, molecular function: tRNA binding; ATP binding; phenylalanine-tRNA ligase activity. The transcript has 3 exons. Lineage: Eukaryota; Fungi; Ascomycota; Lipomycetes; Lipomycetales; Lipomycetaceae. Gene Ontology annotation, cellular component: cytoplasm; mitochondrion. Bases 120 to 1550 code for a protein of 476 amino acids.